Molecule: messenger RNA, 642 nt
Organism: Entamoeba nuttalli P19
Lineage: Eukaryota; Evosea; Mastigamoebida; Endamoebidae
Exons: 1
Coding region: 1-642 (213 amino acids)
Source: RefSeq, a predicted model, not a curated record
AUGAAGGUUUUAUUCUUCUUGGCUCUUGUUUUUAUUGUUAAUGCAGAUAACCAACCAAACGAAAUGAAAGAAUAUCUUUCUGGAGAAUGGAAGUUUUACCAAGUUGAAACAACAAUUUCUGAUGACUCUGAUAAUUCUGAAGAUAAUGAAAGUGAAAUUGAAGAACGAGAGCCAUUAGUUGCAAUGAAUAUUACAGCUAGAACUGAUGUUGCCGAUAUGCUUGAUGUUAUUAUUAAUGAUGAUAAUGAGAAAUAUUAUCAAAUAUCUAUCUAUGAUGGUAGUACUAUUGAAGUCCAAAUGAUAGGUGAUGAAGUCCAAGAAGAUAAACUUCUUAUUACUAUGAAUUUCCAUAAUGUUUCAGAUAUGUAUAUUGCAGAAGGUACAUUCAGAAAUAUUUCAUACACUGCUUAUAUUCCAAGAACCGAUGCUCUUGUUGCUUCAAUUACUACAUACCAAAAAGAUGAAGAAGGAAAGGUUAUUGUUACCAGAUAUAUUGGUGAAAAAACAUUUGUUGACAAGCGUACUUUCUUCCAAAAAUAUCAAAUGUUUAUUAUGAUGGGUCUUAUGAUGCUCUUCCAAAUGUUCAUGGGACAACCAGGUGCUCAAGCCCCUGCCCAAGCACAACAACAAGCCGCUCAAUAA